CGAACAUCUCUCCACACCACACAGUCAAGUUGCUCACUUCCUUUUUGAUCUUUCAAAUCAUACAUCAUGCUUUCUGCUGAAGUUGUUGAGGAUUACAUUUGCCUUGCUAAGAAGUAUGAGGAGGCUCAGAGCUCUGUUGAUAGGGACUCUACUAUCUUCUCAACCACCAUUGCAACAGCCUUCUCCUCUCUAGGCAUUGGCAGCAAUGCCAUGUCCAGCACUACUUCCUACACUUCUGAUGCACAUGCUGUCUCUGAUGCAGAGGCUCAAUUCUACUAUGCAGGCCUUCAUUCUGAGCCCACAUUGCUUUACCGCACAGGCAAGAAGUGGUCUCCAUCCAGAGGACUUGAGGCCCAGUGUCAUUUGAAGGAGCUGUGUGAAGUCUUCAACCAUCCAAUUAGGACAGUCUGGAACCAUGACUUAGGUUGGAGAGUUGUUAAGAUUUUAGAUGCUCACACAGUCAGCACUGAUGAAGAAGAUGCCAAUAAAGAAAUAGCAGAGGCUAAGAAACCACCUAUUGGUCCUGUCACUAUUUGGAUUGGUGUCUUCCCUGAGUCUACCUCUGCCACAGCUGCCCACAAUGCAGCUCAAGAUAUCCUAGCCCUUCUCAAGGACUACCAGAUCACUGAUGUCGAUGUCGACUUCCGUGAGUCUUUCUACACACGUGAGGCUAAUCCUCAGCUUCUCAAACCUGUCAGUGAUCUGGACCCACUUGUUGAUGUCAUUAGUCCUCUCACUCCCACUCUUGGCCUCCAUAUCUCUACCAAGGCCAGGCCUGACACUCAGGGAACAAUGGCCCUCUAUCUUGCUGAGGGUGGCAGCAGUGAUAACCUCUUGGGCCUUUCAUGCCGUCAUGUUCUCAUUGAAUCCAAGGAAGCCAAUGUUGACUAUGUUUACCACCUCAGCAGGCCUCGUAAAGAUGUCAUCCUGUUUGGCAACAGAGCAUUAACUAAUCUCAUCAAUUCAAUCAAACUUGGAAUCACAAGACAUGGCAUCAUGACUGAGUACAGAAAGAGACAGAUUGAACAGUUCAAGGAGAGAGAGAAGGGCACCAAUGCUGUUGACAUUGAGAAUGCCAAGGUAGCCCAGAUUAAGACUCAGAGGUUGCUGGAGGAGGAAGAGGAGGCAGUGAAGGCACUUGAAGUGUUGCUGAAUCAGGUCAACAAGGACUGGAAGAGACUCAAGCACUGCAUCUUUGGCCACAUUCUCUGCUCCCCAGCUAUCAGUCUUGGUGUUGGUGAGCAACAUUUCACAGAGGACUGGGGAAUUUUUCAGAUCAAUCAAGUCAAGCUUGGUGAUGGCUUCCAGGGCAAUAAGAUGGAUCUUGGAACAAAGCUAACACCUGAUGAGUUCACACUCAAAUGUUUCCCCCAUGGAGAUCUCAACUGGAAGUUUAAAUAUCCCAAUGAUCAUCUGCUUCCACUUAUGGGUAUCAUUACCGAUGACUUGAUGCAUGCCCCUGACAUGUGGAACUCAAAUGGUGAUCCAUGCUUGUUGGUCAUCAAGAGUGGCAGUGCCACUAACACCACCAUCGGCCGUGCAAAUGGCAUCUUCUCUAUCAUUCGUGACUACUUCCAAGACAUGUCCAUCAACCAAACCUCCAUGGAGUGGGCAAUAAUCAACUAUGACAGCAAGUCAGAAGUCUUUUCAGAACCUGGUGAUUCAGGCUCAAUAAUUGCUGACAUCCGUGGCCGUAUUGGUGGCAUGCUUACUGGUGGUUCUGGUAAGGCAAAGUCCCCUGAUAUAACUUAUGCCACACCAUUCUGGUGGCUCCUCAAGCGUAUCAAGGCAAAUGGGUUCCCCAAUGUGCAUCUCAGUGUCAUUGCCUAGGCAUUUUGACUUCUUCUCUUUCUCUUACACUCCUUUAUGUAUUUCUUAGUUGUUAGUGCAGACAAAUGCUUUGACUGCUGGUGGAUUGCUGUUUAGGUUCAUCUUUAUAGCCCU
Guyanagaster necrorhizus is the source of this 1944-nucleotide messenger RNA. RefSeq lists its product as uncharacterized. The transcript is spliced from 4 exons. Bases 67 to 1830 code for a protein of 587 amino acids. Lineage: Eukaryota; Fungi; Basidiomycota; Agaricomycetes; Agaricales; Physalacriaceae. The record is from RefSeq and is a predicted model, not a curated record.